This is a messenger RNA of Penicillium psychrosexuale, 1260 nucleotides long. RefSeq lists its product as uncharacterized. The transcript has 5 exons. Gene Ontology annotation, molecular function: O-methyltransferase activity. Bases 1 to 1260 code for a protein of 419 amino acids. The record is from RefSeq and is a predicted model, not a curated record. Lineage: Eukaryota; Fungi; Ascomycota; Eurotiomycetes; Eurotiales; Aspergillaceae.
AUGGCAGUCAUCGAUUUAUCAAACAGACCUACUAUUCAUCCCCAAGUUGCCAUUACACCCAGCGCCCCCGAGAAACUGGUGCAUUUGCAAAAGGAAAUUGAAUCUCAUUCCCAGGCUUACAGAAAUGGCAACGCCGAUGCGCGCCUGAAGCUGCUAGAGACAGCCCGGUCUCUCGUACAGGCAAUGGAAACACCACAGGAAACCAUGCUACGAUACUGCUGGGCCCAGCCCACAGCGUUCGCCGGCAUUGAAACCUGCAUCGAUCUGGGGAUCUUCUGCAUAUUAGCGCAGACUGACAAGCCUAAAACGGUAGCAGAGCUCGCAGCAAUAACAGACGCGGAACCCGAACUUCUCGGUCGUAUCAUGAAGCAUCUCGCCACAAUGGGGGUCUUUGUCGAAACUGGUAUGGAUGAGUAUGGCCGCAACGGGCUAACUACCACAUUGGCUAUUAAGCGGUACAAUGAUGCUUGGCCGUGCAUUAAUGGAUGCACCCUCCCAGCAAUCAAUGCGCUGCCCACCUGGCUCAAGAAAAACAAUUAUCGAAGUCCCACCGAAGGUACAGACUGUCCGUUUACCCUAGGAUUUAAAACCGAAUACCCCUUCUUCGAAUUCCUCAACGGCAAGAACCCCGACUAUCCCGAACUCGGCGCUCAAUUCAACAAUCUCAUGUCGGCCUACCACCAAGGUAGACCUAGCUGGAUGGAUGGAAACUUCUACCCAGUACAAACUCUCAUCGAGGGAGCAAAGACCGGCGAGGAAGACGUUUUCAUCGUGGACGUUGGGGGAAACAAAGGGCACGAUCUAGACGAGUUCGUAUCGAAGUGGCCAAACACACCAGGAAAAUUGAUCCUGCAAGACCAACCGCAUGUUUUGAAUGAUAUCAAGUCGUUGAACCCGGCAAUUAAGCCCAUGGCCCACAACUUCUACCAAGAACAGCCCAUCAAGGGCGCACGAGUAUAUUUCUUGCACUCCGUCCUGCACGACUGGAAUGACGAGAUAUGCCAGAAAAUCUUGUCACAAUUGGUCGCCGCCAUGACACCCGGAUACAGCAAGUUGCUGAUCAAUGAGAACGUUGUUCCCAAUACCGGGGCCCACUGGCAGGCUACUUCUCUGGACUUAAUAAUGAUGGUGGAUCUUGCUGCUAAGGAGCGGACUGAACAGCAGUGGCAUCAAAUUAUUGAGCCAGUUGGCCUCAAAAUUACUAAAAUUUGGACGCCGCUGGACAGUGUUGAGAGCUUGAUCGAAUGCGAGUUGGCCUGA